GUCAGAUCUACUGGGCCAAGGACAUCAUAUUCCUGGUGAAUGAGCACGACCUGAUUGGCAUGCAGGCUUGGCUGGAGGGCUAUCAUCACACUAACAGCACAGGGAUGAGCUGGACGCCCCUGCACGGCAGAGGCGGCUCCAUCCAGGCCGCCCUCACGCUGGAGCUCAGCAGUGACGUCAUCACCAGCCUGGAUCUGGUGCUUGAGGGCCUCAAUGGUCAGCUGCCCAAUUUGGACCUGGCCAACCUCUUUUAUGCUUUCUGUCAGAAGAUCAAUGUGCUGUGCACCAUCCAGGGCAAGCUGCAGAGGAACGACUGGGACAGUGUGGCAGGAUACAGCCACGCAGUGCAGACCAUGCUGCUGAUGGUGCUGAAGCAGGCUAGCGGGAGGCCCUGGGGAGACCACGGCCUCUUUCUGCGCUACCACGUCGAGGCGGCGACCAUCCGGGGGAUCAACAGCUUCCGGCAGUACAAGACCGACGCCACCACUGUGGGCAGGCUCAUAGAGGGAAUGUACCGUAAGCUGAAUAAUCUCCUGGAACGUCUUCACCAGUCCUAUUUCUUUUACCUGCUGCCCUCCCUGUCGCACUUUGUGUCCAUCGGAUACUACAUGCCAGCUUUCGGCCUGCUGAUACUCAUCCCGUUACUCCGGAUAUCC
Paramormyrops kingsleyae is the source of this 656-nucleotide messenger RNA. The record is from RefSeq and is a predicted model, not a curated record. NCBI's taxonomy places the organism in Eukaryota, Metazoa, Chordata, Actinopteri, Osteoglossiformes, Mormyridae.